Messenger RNA from Ogataea haglerorum, 1602 nucleotides. RefSeq lists its product as uncharacterized. The record is from RefSeq and is a predicted model, not a curated record. Gene Ontology annotation, cellular component: cytoplasmic vesicle. Gene Ontology annotation, biological process: endocytosis. Lineage: Eukaryota; Fungi; Ascomycota; Pichiomycetes; Pichiales; Pichiaceae. The transcript has a single exon. Bases 1 to 1602 code for a protein of 533 amino acids.
AUGGGCCUGAUAGAUUGUUUGUUUAUUGCUGACGGUAGAAAUCUGCCCAUAUUUGAGCACAUUGUUAAUUCCCCGGCUCCCACAUUCCAGUAUGUAAAGGAUCGCUUGAACAGCAUGCUCAAAGGCGAAUUUGAGGAUCCUGGCUCAUCCAAUUCUGUCUUCGACCACUUGGACCCUGUACUCGAUAUUGACGCUAAUUGGCGUGUCGCGUGGACAAAGAUAGAUGCCGUGUACCUUAUUGUGGCGGGCGAAACGUUCCCAGAGUAUACAGAAGUUGUGAGCGACGAUGACGAUGACGAUGACGAGGACGAGGGUGACGACGCCCAGGAACAGAAAGAGACUGUUACCAUCUCGCGAACAGCUAAUGACCUACAGUAUCUACAGUUUCUUGCAGACUUUGGCACUGUCGUGAAGUCUUUCCUGAAUGGCGCAGUUCUGACUCCGGCUAAAGUCGAGUUGAACGCACACAACCUGCUUCUAAUUUUACAAGAAAUGGUGGAUGCCUCGUUUCCGUAUCUCACCGACCUCAACCAGCUUCAAGAGCUCCUUCCUUCCAACAGCAUUCUCAAUAAAAUCAUUUCGACAACAAAGCAGAUCCAAGGCACCGCAUCCCAUUCGAUCAACUCGUUGGCACAAGGAUCCAGCUUGCUGCACGCGUCGUCUUCGGCAUCUUCCCUUGCAUCCAGCCAGUUCCAAAAAGGUGUUCUUCCCGCUUCAUGCAUAUUCGAGAAAUCGGGCAACGAGAUUCCAUGGCGGAAAGUCAACGUCAAACAUACACAGAAUGAGAUGCUGGUAGACCUUGUCGAGCGCAUAAGCUGGAUUGUGCCUGCAUCCAAAUCUCCCAAGCCUGCUUACGGUGCCUCGACGUACUACAACCUCGGGUUGAGCGCGAAAAAAAGCAGACCCGUGAUGGCCGCCAUGGACGGCACCGUCUACUUCAACAGCUCUCUCUCGGGAGUCCCAACUGUUCAGCUGGUGCUUAAUCUCAACAAACACGAUCUAGGAGUCCCAUCAUUUCAUCGUUGUGUUGACACAGAGAUAUGGUCGAAGAGUCCGGGGGUGGUGCAAUUCAUACCUCCUGACGACAAAUUCAUGCUGAUGAAGUACAAAAUUAACUUGCUGGAGACGGAAACGCCAGUAAACGUCUGGAACUACAUGGGGCCCGUGGACGUGGAGCUUGUGGGGGGACUGGGGGUCGAGAGAAAUGAGUUUGAGAUCAAACUGCAAACCAAGUUGCUCAAGACUGUGAAGUUCAUAGAGGACCUGAAAGUUGAGAUUCUCGUGCCGAAAGGUCACACUGUCAGAGGACUGCGCAUUACGCAUGGAGACCUGCAAUCUAGGAAUGGCGUGCAAGAGUGGAUUCUCGACAAAAGCCUGCCUACGGGGAUCAACUGCACCUUCAGAGGUCAAUUACUCAGAUCAGGCGGAGAUUCGUCUGCGUUAAGACCCGACUACGUGACAGUGUCGUAUUCCAACAAAGGAUCGGUGCCCAGCUUGAUUAAAGUCGACUCAAUGAAAAUCAUAAGCGGAGGUUCCACCAACGUCAAGCCAUACAAAGGCGUCAAGUAUAUUACGCACACCAAUAAUAUUAUGCUGAGAUAG